AUGGGUGUGGUGAUGGGGAAGGAUGAGAAGGUGAAUAUCCCGCAUCUGUACAUGAAGUUGGCGAUGGAUUUGGAGAAGCUUCGGAAUUACCCAUGGGGUAUGUACUCGUUUGAUUUCCUUCUGAAGCAGAUUGAUAAAACAAGGCAUAAAUUGGAGCAGAAUGAGGGGUAUCUUAUGGAAGGAUUCUUGUUUGGUUUCCAGAUUUGGAUAAUGGAAGUUGUUCCUGCUUUAGGAGAGAUUUGUGGCACAAAAGUCAAUAGAAAUUUUACAGGUCCUCUGUAUGUUGAGAUCUUGGGUUCAAGAGGCGUUAUUGAUAUGGGGAUUAGCAAUGAAGCUACAGUGGCUGAAGAUGUUCUCGGUGUAAGACGUAGAAGAAGGCAUCGUACUGAGUUGUUAAAUGCCAUUGAGUCUGAGAUGGUUGCAGUUAAAGAUAGGUUGCGGGAAAAUGUGGAAGAUGUCAGUCUCUGGAGAAGAAGCUCGGGUUUUAAAGAUAAGUUUUCUACCCAGGAGACUUGGAUUUUAACUCGUACCUCUUAUGCUCAUAUUGAUUGGGCUAACAACUAUGGACAGGGUUGCGAGAUGUAUCGUGUUGAUGUUACUUGUGCUCUUUGUAAGAAUGCUGCAGAGUCCCGUAGUCAUCUGUUCUUCGAGUGCUCUUACUCUUCUCAGAUAUGGGAGAAUCUUAUGCUUGACAUCCUUAGGGGUUCGUAUACAACUGACUGGAAUGCAAUUGUGGCUUUGCUUAAACAGUCUGAUAGAGAUAAGAAGAGAUCCUUUUGUUUGAGAUAUGGCUUUCAAACCAUCAUCUAUGUGAUAUGGCGUGAAAGGAAUAAGAUUACGCAUGGAGAAAGCCCAUUGCCUAUGAAUGCAGUGAAGAAGCUUAUUGAUAAGGGAGUUAGGAACAAGUUAAGCCUACUGAGAUCAAGAGGAGGUAAGGGUACGGAAUCUGCCCUUCAAUAUUGGGUUAGCACAAGGACAUGA
Molecule: messenger RNA, 981 nt
Organism: Brassica oleracea var. oleracea
Lineage: Eukaryota; Viridiplantae; Streptophyta; Magnoliopsida; Brassicales; Brassicaceae
Exons: 3
Coding region: 1-981 (326 amino acids)
Source: RefSeq, a predicted model, not a curated record